AUCCAAUACUGCCCAGUUCGGUGAGCCCGCGUGGGCGCCCCUCUACCAUGGGUGAGGUGUGAGCUGGGUGAGGGCAUAUUUAUACCCUGCUGCCCUCAUCGCGCGCGCGCCGCCGGCCUGUCCCCGUUAUCUUGUUCGGUCGUAUCACUCUCUUUCACCUCCCGCCAACAAAGAACCUGCCGCUGCCCUUCUCUCCGCCCGUAAUUCACGCCCCGACAGAAUUCACCAUGUUCAAGCUCGCAGGUGUAGCCCUCCUCGCGAGCGUCGCACUCGCUCAGAUCCCGGGUCUGCCCUCGUGCGCCCAAGGCUGCAUCACCAACUACGGCGGGUGCAACCAGGUCGACGUCGCGUGCAUCUGCAGCAACCAGCCACUUCUCGAGACUCUGUCGUGCUGCGUGUCACAGAACUGCGAUCAGUCAGGCAUUGAUGAGGUUAUCAGCUUCGCCAACGCUCUGUGUGGCUCAUACGGUGUGACCACUCUGCCUACCGCUGCCACCUGCGCCGCCACCGCGUCCGGCCCAGCGCCCACCGGCACUCAAACCAGCAGCGCCAGCGGCUCCGAGACCUCGCCUGCUACCACAUCUGCUCCUGCCGCUGGCAACAACACCAAAGGAAGCAGCACGACCUCCGGCGCUGGUGCACAAACCACAGGCUCCAGCACCUCUGCGGCCGCUGCACCCACCAACAUGGCCCAACAAGUCCUUGCCCUCGGUCUGGGUGCUGCUGGUAUUCUUGCCGCUUUGUAGAUGGUCGGAGAAAAGAGCAUGGGGGAAAUUGCGAACGUGUUGCAGAUGACAACAUGAAGAACGGAGUGUGCAUUAUGAAAAUAGGGCCUCAUAUACCAAAAUACCUCUUCCGGAUAGUGUUUAAAGACUGUGUUCAAAGACGGCUGACGAGAGUCAACUGUUGCAACACCAUGAAGUUGGCUUGAAGAUAUCCACUCUUCUUAGUGACCCA
Cercospora beticola is the source of this 957-nucleotide messenger RNA. Its product is annotated as CFEM domain-containing protein. Lineage: Eukaryota; Fungi; Ascomycota; Dothideomycetes; Mycosphaerellales; Mycosphaerellaceae. The record is from RefSeq and is a predicted model, not a curated record.